AACCCUGCCGAUGAAGUCUUGCUUCUGAAGCGGGAAGAGAGAGAAGAAAAACAAAAACAAAAACAAAAAACAAAAAAAUGGCACCAGCCAAGAAGGCCAAGGCCAAGGCCACGGCCAACCCGGCCGAGUCAACUCAGCCCGGAAACCCCAACAACAAUUUCCCAACCUCUAUUCGGUACAUACCUCCCUCCUCAGUCGCCAUAACCAUCCACGCCAAGCCUGGUUCCAAAAUCGCCUCCAUCACUGAUUUCAGUGAUGAGGCGUUGGGGGUGCAAAUAGACGCGCCUGCGAAGGACGGGGAAGCUAAUGCAGCGCUACUUGACUACAUCAGCUCGGUUGGUCCUGUUUCGUUUUGGGUUUUAGGGGUAAAAAGAAGGCAGGUUUCUAUUGGUUCUGGCUCCAAAUCAAGAGACAAGGUUGUUAUUGUGGAGGAGAUGACUCUACAAAGUGUUUUUGACAUCCUGGACAAAGCUUCGAAGUCCACCUAAUAGAGUGAGAGAUGAAUUUGAUCCUUGAAUGAGACGUGAAGCUUGAUUGUACUGUAGCAGCUAACCGAGUCGCUUGUGUUUAUUGGAAAUUGUCUUGUUGAUGUUCCAGGUACUUCAAAACUGUCAUUAUUUGCGCUGUCUACACACAAAUGACUACUUGUUUAUAAAUGCAUCUUUUAAUACACUUAUACCACAACGAGUACAUUACAUUAUAUGAAUAAUGAAUUGUGUUCAUAGAACUACUUAUAUUU
Messenger RNA from Prunus dulcis (almond), 739 nucleotides. RefSeq names its product UPF0235 protein C15orf40-like. The record is from RefSeq and is a predicted model, not a curated record. The coding region runs from base 78 to 488 and encodes 136 amino acids. The transcript is spliced from 3 exons. Lineage: Eukaryota; Viridiplantae; Streptophyta; Magnoliopsida; Rosales; Rosaceae.